AUGGUGUCUACUGCUUCUGCGGUACGUCCUGAAAUAGCUACAAGUCUAGGCAAAUCAUCAUCUUGCAAUCCAUUAAUGUGCUUCAUUUUUGAGUUUGAUCUGAUAUGGGAAACAUUCGGAAUGAUGAUGGGACAGCUCUAUACAGAAAUGUCUAUUGUUAUGGAAAAUGUAAAAUUCAAUCGAGCUACUAUCGUCCCCGAAGUUGGAAAAGUCGAAAUAAUAGUCAUGAUUCAGAAAGGUAGCGGUAAAUUCGAAGUUGUCGAAGGAGAUACUGCUAUUGUUACCGGAAAAAUACGUCUUGUAACGAACUUAUCGAAGGAGAAAGUACCUUUUGAUGUGAUUAAUAGAAACAUUGACGUUAACGAUGAGGAAGAAGAAUUAGAUGAAAGAGAUAUCUAUAAAGAGUUAAAGUCACGUGGAUAUCAAUAUAGCGGUCUCUUUCGAAGCAUACGAAGUGUUUCUGUUUCGAGAAAGAAAGGGCAUAUCGAAUGGAAAAAGAAUUGGGUAGCAUUCAUGGAUAACUUGUUACAGAUGAUAAUCUUCAAUUUAGAUUCUAGAAAUUUAGUUAUGCCGACUGGAAUUCGAAAAUUGGUAAUAGAUAUUAACGCUCAUCAACAAUAUCUUCAAAGUGUGACAAGUAAAGAAAAAUAUGUACCUGUACAAUAUUAUAAAAAUAUUGAUGUCAUUGCUGCGGGAGGUGUGGAAAUCCAUAAAGUUAGAGCUUCUGAGAUUGCUAGGAAGAGAUCUAUAUAUGAUCCACUUAUCGAAGAAUAUAAAUUCACUGCUUAUCGUGACAGAAAGAUUAUGUCAUUACAAGAGAUAUUAACGUUAUCUAUACAUAUCACACUUGAAAAUAUACCUAUAAUGAUCAAGAUGAAGACAAUCGAACUUGUUGACGAUAAGGAUAAUAUCUCCACCGAGGAACUCGUCUCUCCAGUGAUCUUGGAUAUUUUAAACAAUUUGUCUAUGGUGGAAGUUAACGUUAAUGUAUUCGCAUCGAGAAACAAAUUGGAAGAUAUUCCUAAAGGUGUCAUUGUUGCAGAACCAAAUAUGAUAGAAACGGAUGACAUCGCUUCAUUCGCUAUUGGAUGCGGUUUGUUGACGAACGGAGAAAACAGCAGCUUGAAGAAACUUCUAAAAUUUACAAAAAAUGGAGCUUUUCUUUUAUCUCGUGAAACUUUUCUUUUAUCUCGUGAAAAAAGAAACAUACCAUUAGACCUAUCGAUUUUGCAGAAAUUUCAAUUACGUAUAGUUUUAGAAAAAUGUACAUUCCAGGAAUCUUGGAUACUUUUAAAAAAGAUAAAUAAAAUCCCGGAACAGACCAUGAUUGUUAACGUUCAGAAUAAUGAAUUUAACUGGUUGCAAAAAGUACAAGCUGUACUUAAAAAAAAAGAAGAAGAUGAUAUCAGCAACACGAGAGUCAUACUCGUUGAAGAAGGAAACUUGGAGUCGGGUCUCUUAGGAUUCAUUAAUUGCUUACAGAAAGAACCAGGUGGCAACAUCUUCCGAGCUGUAUUAAUUCAAGAUCCUCAAGCCCCGAAGUUUUCUUUGAAAUUACCAUUGUACUCAGAACAACUGGAAACGGAUCUCGUUACUAAUGUUUUACGACCAGGGAAUAUUUGGGGAUCAUAUAAGCAUCAGCUACUUCCACCUCGCGAGCCGAAAUUCUCGUAUCACGCCAUUAUUAAUCAAGGGAUACGUGGAGAUUUAAGUACGAUACGUUGGAUUGAAGGAGGAAUUACAAAGGAUUAUCAAAAUAAAGAUCUUGUUAGUAUUCACUAUGCAUCAUUGAAUUUUAAAGAUGUGAUGUUGUCAACCGGUAAAAUAGCAUCAGAAGAAGGAAGUAGAAAAGACGUAGAUUGGGUAAUUGGAUGUGAAUAUAGUGGUAAAAGUAUUAGUGGACGUAGGAUUAUGGGAGUUAACCGCAACAGAUGUUUAUCGAACCUUUGUCAAUUGGACGAAACUUUUUCUUGGACAGUACCUGAUAGUUGGAGUUUGGAGGAUGCAGCGACAGUACCGUGUAUUUACUGCACAUGCAUAGCUGCACUUUACAUUAACGGAGAAAUGCAGAAGGGUGACAAAAUCCUUAUUCAUGCUGGUUCUGGUGGAAUAGGGCAAGCCGCGAUUAACUUGGCCCUUCGGGAAGGCUGUGAAGUAUUUACUACGGUCGGUUCCCUAGAAAAGCAUAAAUUCAUUAAAGAGACAUUUCCUAGUAUCGACGAUAAUCAUAUUGGAAAUUCUCGAGAUACUAGCUUCGAAAAAAUGAUUUUGCAACAAACCGAUGGUGCAGGUGUAGACAUCGUUCUAAAUUCUUUGGCGGAAGAUAAACUUCAAGCGUCUUUGCGUUGUUUGGCCCAUAGAGGACGAUUUUUAGAAAUAGGAAAGUUCGAUUUUGCAGCUAAUAAUCAAAUAAACAUUAGAAUAUUUAUGAAGGGUAUUAGUUUUCAUGGUAUAAUGUUAGAUAAAAUUAUAGACACGAAUGACAAAGUCAAGAACGAAAUUAGUUCAAUAUUCAACAUACUUCUUAAGGAGAAUGCUAUCAAACCGAUUAUUAGAACUGUCUUCGAAAAAUAUCAAGUAGAGACGGCAUUUAGAUUCAUGGCAGCUGGAAAACAUAUGGGUAAAGUCCUUAUAAAGAUCCGCGAAGAGAAUGAACCACUGAAUGCACCCAUUUUGGCUGAACCUUCUUAUAGAUGUAUUCCCCAUAAAAGUUAUAUAAUUCUUGGUGGCUUGGGUGGUUUUGGUUUGGAACUAAUCGAUUGGUUAGUUCUUCGAAAUGCUCAAAAUAUUGUGAUUACUUCGCGGAAUGGCAUAAGGAAUGGUUAUCAGCGCAUGAAAAUCAAAACAUUGGAAUCAUAUGGUGUGAAUAUUAAGAUCCUUGUUGGUCUCGAUGUGGCUAAACGAGAUAGCUGUGAGCAUAUAUUGAAAAGCGCGAUAGAUUAUGGUCCAGUCGAUGGCAUAUUCAAUCUCGCGGUUUCUUUGAGAGAUAGUAUUUGUAUAAACCAAACACCCCAAACUUUUGAGGAAUCUUUCAAAGGAAAAGCAUGGGCUACAAGGAAUUUGGACGAGAUAACUAGAAAGCUUUGUCCAGAUCUACGACACUUCGUAGUUUUCUCUUCUGUCUCGUGCGGAAGAGGAAACGCCGGACAAACGAAUUACGGUAUGGCUAAUUCCAUUAUGGAGAGAAUAUGUGAGAAAAGGGUUGAGGAACAUUUACCUGGAUUAGCUGUACAAUGGGGAGCAAUUGGUGAUGUCGGUCUUGUUGCUGACAUACAGAAUGAAGAUAAAGAACCUGUUAUCGUUGGUACUUUACAACAAAAAAUAUCAUCAUGUUUAGAAGUACUGAAUAGAUUCUUGGUACAGGAAAAAUCUGUAGUUUCUAGUAUGGUAGUUCCUGUAAAACGAGCACAUAACGUUACGAAUAAUGUUGUAGAUGCUGUUUUACACAUUAUGGGUAUUAAUGACUUAAAGAAUGUCAGACCACACACUACUUUGGCUGAACUUGGCAUGGAUUCUAUGAUGGCUGUAGAAAUAAAAAACAGAUUAGAGCGUGAAUAUGAAAUAUACCUCACGACGCAAUAUAUUCGAGAUUUGAAUUUUGCUAAACUAGUUGAAAUGAAUAAUAAUCCGACUGAUAAUGAUAGUAGAAAAGAUAACAGGAGAGAAGAAAUAUUAGGUAGUAGAAAGAUGUUGAUGCAAUUGUUCGGUGAAAAUCUUUCCACCGAAGUAACCAUUUCGCUUAAAACUAAUCCAGAGGACGGUCGGAAGGAGGUAUUCCUUCUACCUGGAAUCGAAGGAUAUGGUAGUGUUUUCAAAACAUUAGAAUCAAAAAUUAAAUCACCAGCGACUUGCUUUCAAUUGGCUGCGAAUUAUAAAUUAAAAACUAUUCAAGAAAUGGCCAAUUCAUUUCUACCGCAUAUAUUAAAGAAACUUCAAGAUCGAAAUGACUUCAUAUUAGUGGGGUUUUCAUUUGGAUCGCUCGUAGCAAUUGAACUCACCCGGAAGUUAGAAGCCAGAGGGUUUAAUUGCCAGCUUAUAUUGAUUGACGGUGCUCCUCAGCAUAUUAAGACUCUUAUACAGCAACAAUUGCAUUCGUCAUCGCAGGAAGAAUUCGAAAGCAAUAUUUUGCUUGCUAUAUUGAAUGCAUUUAUAUUUAUUAAUUCUGCAGAGCUUGAAUUAGAAUUACGAAAAUGUAGUUCGUGGAAUGAAAAAGUGAAUGUAUUUUUUAAUAUACUAUCCUCUGAACAAAGAGAAUUGUUUUUUAAAAGUAAUCAAAAGGAUAUUAUUCAUUCUUUUUAUGUUAGAUUGCAAGCAGCUAUAGCAUAUAACCCCAAACCGAUACCAUAUGUAAGAGCACCAAUUACGUUGUUCAAACCUAUGUUAGCGUCUGUACGAAACGAGCAAUAUGAUUAUGGACUGCAGAAUAUUACUCAAGCCAAAGUGGAUGUACACGUUGUCGACGGCGAUCAUAUCACGAUGUUAGAAGAUAAGAAAAUUGCAAUGGCAAUUAAUGAUGAAUUGUUCGACGUUGCUGAGGGAUAUUUAAAAAAUUUAAUGAAAGAAAGACAAUUAGGAACUUUUGCGAGACACGUUUUAUUAAGACGUGUCAAAAUCGCUGGUUGCCUAGAGAUGGCCUUCUAG
Molecule: messenger RNA, 4641 nt
Organism: Vespula pensylvanica (western yellowjacket)
Lineage: Eukaryota; Metazoa; Arthropoda; Insecta; Hymenoptera; Vespidae
Product: fatty acid synthase-like
Exons: 13
Coding region: 1-4641 (1546 amino acids)
Biological process (GO): fatty acid biosynthetic process
Molecular function (GO): oxidoreductase activity; phosphopantetheine binding; fatty acid synthase activity
Source: RefSeq, a predicted model, not a curated record